GUACAGUGAGCGAGAGGGGGGAGUCAGAAAAACAGCCACAGCAGCCCUCAGCGUGCGGCUCUGAGUCAUCGGUUGGCUCAUCCAGCUUGAUCUCAUCCUUGGUGCUGGAGUCCGUGGGAGAAUUAAAUUCAAAUCGGCACUACGCUGCGAUCGCCUCAUUUGUUUCCUAUUCUGAAUGACGGGCGGCGGACGGUUCGACUUCGACGAUGGAGGCACUUAUUGCGGGGGCUGGGAGGAUGGGAAAGCCCACGGACACGGUAUCUGCACUGGACCCAAGGGCCAAGGCGAAUACGCCGGGUCCUGGUCACACGGGUUCGAGAUAGUAGGGGUUUACACCUGGCCGAGUGGGAAUACAUACCAGGGUUACUGGUCGCAAGGGAAGCGACACGGUCUUGGGGUUGAAACCAAGGGAAAGUGGAUCUAUCGCGGAGAGUGGAGUCAUGGGUUUAAGGGUCGCUACGGAGUUCGCCAAAGCCACAGUACACCUGCUAGAUACGAUGGAACUUGGAGUAAUGGGCUGCAAGACGGCUAUGGAAUCGAGACCUAUGGAGAUGGUGGUACGUACCAGGGCCAGUGGAUGGGGGGGAUGCGCCAUGGUUACGGGGUGCGGCAGAGUGUGCCUUACGGGAUGGCGACGGUCAUCCACUCGCCGCUGCGCACCUCGCUGGCCUCGCUGCGGAGCGUCCAGAGCAACGGCACGCUCCACCAGGACGCGUCCAGCGCCGACACGCCGGUGGGCACGCGCGGCGGCUUCGUGCUCAACUUCCACAGCGACAGCGAGGCGGCGCCGGGCAAGAAGAAGGGCUUGUUCCGCCGCGGCUCGCUCUUCGGCAGCCUGCGGCAGCUGCGCAAGUCCGACUCGCGGACGUCCAUCUCCAGCAAGCGCAGCUCGGCGCGCAGCGACGCCACCACCAUGAGCCGCAUCAGCUCCAGCGACGCCAACUCCACCAUCAGCUACGGCGAGGGCGACGCGGACUACGCCGCGCCCGAGGACCACGUGGACGCCACCACCACCGAGACCUACAACGGCGAGUGGAAGAACGACAAGCGCUGCGGCUUCGGCGUGUCCGAGCGCUCCAACGGCAUGAAGUACGAGGGCGAGUGGCUCAACAACCGGCGCCACGGCUACGGGUGCACCAUCUUCCCCGACGGCACCAAGGAGGAAGGGAAAUACAAAAAUAAUGUGCUCGUGCGCGGCAUACGCAAGCAGCUCAUUCCACUUAAGAACCCUAAAACCAAAGAGAAAGUGGACCGGGCCGUGGAGGGGGCCCGCAGGGCUGGAGCCAUCGCAAGAACAAAAGUGGAAAUAGCAGCAUCAAGGACCGCUCAUGCCCGAACCAAGAGUGAAGCAGCUGACCAGGCCGCUCUGGCAGCCCUCCACGACUCUGACCUGGCCAGAUCAGUGGCCAGAGAGCUCUCCCCAAGCUUCCAUCAGCCAGGCCUCGACUACGUCAAGCAGAGAUUUGCCGAGCCCAUGGAGACCGCCGUUGAAGUCCCAGUGGAGAACGAGGAGAAGAAAGAGGAAGAACCGGAGAAAUCCAGCAAGGGCGAGAGCCCGCACUUCUAUCGCAAAGGCACCACCCCGAUGCACUCCCCCGGCCAGACCCCGGGCGUCUCACCGCCGCCCUCGCCCACCAAGAAAGCCCCCGCCCCCGCCCUCGCCAACAGCAGCGUGACGCGCAAGAUCAGCAAGGAUCAGAGCGCCGCCGCCGCGCACAAGAUCAGCAAAGACCAGAGCGUCACCGGCGUCAGCCGCAAGAUCAGCAAGGAGGAGCGCGCCGCCAUCACCGCCGAGGUGGCCAAAGUGGCGCCCGCCGCGCCGCCGCACGCGCAGGUGUCCUUCCACAGCCAGCACGACGAGGCGCCCCCCAAACCGCCCAAGGCGGCCGAGCCCGAGGCCGAGCAGCAGGACAGGCAGAGCAACGGCAUGCUGCACCGCCAGCGGCAGUACCACAGCUACUACGUCAAGACGCCCACCAAGGCGGCGCCGCCGCCCGAGGAGCCCGAGGAGGAGGAGCCCGAGGAGCCCACGCAGUCCGAGCUGGCGCGCAUGCCCCCCUCCGCGCCCAAGUUCAGGACCCCCACGCCUGCCGUCGCCGGAGCCAAGACCGAGCUCAGGAAGCAGGAGUCGCUCAAGCCAAAGAGCCUGUCAGAAACCAAGAAAGCCAGCAUGGAGAUUCCCGACAUGGUCGAGGAAGAUUCAGGUCCUAAUUCAAUAUUGGUUGCCAUGGUUAUGCUUUUGAAUAUCGGCCUUGCAAUUAUUUUUGUCCAUUUCCUGACAUGAUGCACUGGAAUUUGAGUGGAGUCAUGAAAACCGUUGCAGUUGUGUCGACGGCCUUUAAAGAAACAAAAUGGCGUCGGGCGACUCGGGAUUGGCCAAAGGAGCUUUGGAAUGAGCAUGAACCACUGGAGAUACAUGAGACAUGGAACAUCCAGCGAAGAGACUGUUCGGCUUCCUGCCUGACGAUUUGAGGCUCUUUGGGGGUCCUGUGAGAGCUGGAGUGAGAUAAUGUUGGGGUGAAGAAAUAUAAACACAGUUGUAUUUAUAUGAAGAAAAAAAAUGAAUAAACUAUCAAAAAAUAACAUAAAAAUCACAUUGAAUCUGCUGAUCUAAGCCCAAUCCUCUGAAGUGUAUGGCUUCCCUAUCUGUCCUUGCACCCAGGGAAUGAGAGAAAGAGAAAGAGGGAG
Sardina pilchardus (European sardine) is the source of this 2688-nucleotide messenger RNA. It is a transcript of the gene jph1a, whose product is annotated as junctophilin 1a. Gene Ontology annotation, cellular component: junctional membrane complex; plasma membrane; sarcoplasmic reticulum. The record is from RefSeq and is a predicted model, not a curated record. Bases 176 to 2284 code for a protein of 702 amino acids. NCBI's taxonomy places the organism in Eukaryota, Metazoa, Chordata, Actinopteri, Clupeiformes, Clupeidae. The transcript is spliced from 7 exons.